GUGGCUUUGUUGGUUUUAGGUGACUGUCCUGCUGGGACUAAGAGAAAUGAUGAUGAUACGGCAUGUGAAGGCUGUCCUCUUGGGACGUUCCAGAACCUGCCGCAGCAGAAGAUGUGUCACACUUGUCCAGACAUUAAGUCCACACGCCUUGAAAACUCCACAGAUUCCUCAAACUGUGAGAUUUUCUGUGCCAGUGGGAAGGAAAAGUUAUCAAACGGAACCUGUAAGGACUGUGACAUAGGUUAUUUCAAAGACAACGAUAUUGGUAAAUUCUCCAUGUGUACACUGUGUGGAAACGGCAUGAUCACUUCCGGCACGUCGACGAAGAAGGAAAGUGAAUGUACAGUUGCCAAUUGUACUGCCGGACAGAAGCUUGAUGUCAACAUGAAUAGAUGCGUGGACUGUACCAAAGGGUAUUACCAACCUGAUAAAUGGGAGACUUCCUGUAUAGAGUGUCCGCCUCUAAAGACUACAAUGGACAAAAAGGCUACAGGUGUCGAGGAUUGUAUUUUACAAUGUCCACCGGGCUUCCAGGAUGUGGGAGGCAGUUGUACAGAGUGUCCACGAGGAUAUUUCAAGGCUGAAACAGCUGCCACAACCUGUACUAUGUGUCAGAACAACAUGAUAACCGCAGGAAAUGGUUCAACCUCUGCCAGCGCCUGUAUAGUCCCUGGGUGUCCACCAGGCUACUAUCUUAACCGAACAGUGGUUCCCAUGGGCUGCAGACAGUGUGGGUACGAUACUUACCAGGAUGAGAAAUGGCAGGAUACGUGUAAGCCAUGUUCAAAUGGCAAAGUCACCCUUGGUAUCAACGCAACCAUGCCUUCCGAUUGUGUCUUUGACUGUGCCUCUGGAUCAGAGUACAGCUCUGCUACCGUGUCCUGUAACCUCUGUACCCGUGGCUUCUACAGAAACCGAUCUGACCGCGCCCAAACUAAGUGUAAUAUGUGUCCAGCUGGGCUGAUCACUGAGACGACUGGUGCCACUUCCCAGGCUGAAUGUAACAUAUUGGGCUGUGAUGAACAUGGGACCUAUAGUGAUACUGCCACCCUUACCUGUAAGGACUGUCCCAUCGGUACCUACUCUAAUGAGAAGUGGAGAUCCUCUUGUAUUCCCUGUCAGGACGGUUAUACCACGCAGUUCACUAAAUCAAACAACUCAUUUGCUUGUCAACGAGAUUGCCCUGCCGGAACACAUUCAGUAGGCGCCGCCUGUUUAGCCUGUCCAAAGGGAAACUAUCGUAACAAGAGUGAGUCCUGGAUGUGCAGGACGUGCCCAGACGGUUUUACCACACUCACAACCGGUGCCACGAGUGCUACGGAGUGUACAGCCUCUCCCUGUACUGCUGGGUUCAAGUUUGUGGUCGGGAAUGGAGGUAGCUGUGUUAAUUGUCCUUUCAACACCUACCAACCCACUGCUGGUGCAUUCUCCUGUAUCGCCUGUCCUGAUGGCGGCUACACCAUGACAGCAGGAAGUACCAGUAUCACCCAGUGUCUAAGUCAUUGCGGGACAGGGAAGGACAAUUGCUCCACGAAUGCUAUUUGUACAGAUCAUCCCACACAACAUUACACGUGUCAAUGUAAUGCAGAUUUCGUAGGAAACGGAUUCACAUGUGUUCACGAAUGUGAUUCUGGCUAUUGUGUAAAGGGGACUUGCAGCCGUUACCCACUAUCCUGUGCAUGUCCAGAACUGUACGCAGGAACAAGAUGUGAAGUCCGUCAAGACGCAAGUAAAGAAGCCUCGAAGAAUGAUACAAUGAUCAUCGGAGUUAGCAUUGGGGCUGUAGUAUUACUGAUGAUCGUCAUCAUCGCUGCUGUCUGCUGCUGUGUCUCUGCCAGGACGGCAUCACCACCAGUGGAAAAAUAUGUGACAGUUGAAGACUACCAACUAGCGCCUUCUCGGAUGCAAGCACAUCCACUGUACUCAAAACCAGCGUUGAUGCCUCCACCCUCCGUCCAUGAGUCUUUCUACGACAACAGGUCCUUUUCUGGAGAUGCCAUCAACCCAGAAGUCACAUUGGAUUUCCAGAACGGCACAUCAGAUCCUGCCUUUUACACUGCCUGAAAUGGACUUUAUCAUUAGAAACAUGUAAGGAAAGUGUUUGUGUGUUACCAGCACAAAGUUUCGUCGUGCCCAGGCAGUGACAAAGAACACAUCAAGUAUAUGCAGCAUUGUGUGUGUGUUUUGUAAUUGCUUAAGCUGUCAUUCUCAUGAAGAAAUGUAAUUUAUGUCAAGUUUUUUUAAAAUAUAGAUCAGCUGUUACAUUAUGUAUAUGAAAAUAUGCUCUUUUUAACCCCUCUUCCCCCUAAUCCCCUGUCCGUCCAUUACAUUUCCUGACGGGUUGCAAUAUUCAAAACAAAUGAUCGUAAAAUUCGCAAAAUUUGGAUGAGGGUUGCGCUGUAGAUGGAGAAGAAAUAUUUUGAUUCCUCGCAUGGUUCGUCAAGGCCAAGUUAUGUUACUUAAACUAAAAAUAAAACUGAUAUCAAAUGCUGCCUGCUCUUGUGGCUAUCGUGUUCAAAAGGUCGAAGGUUAGGUUUUAAAUCAAUACAAAUAUUUAAUUAAAUGUGCAAUUGUAUGGAAGAAACAAUGAAAUCCUCUUUAUAUGUGGUAGAAUUAUUGCAUACUUUCAUGUAGGUAAACACAUAUGGAUCACUAUAAUGUUGUAGAAACAUGUUGCUCUCCAGUGUGAUAUGCGUUGAGAAAUGGCUAUGUUAGGUUGCAAACACUCCUUCACUGACAUUGUAAUGUCUAAUAGAACUUCACGGCCCUCCACAAGUGAUGCCUCAGUGACUUUCAUAAUGCUGUCUACAAACACAUCUCAGCCAUCGACUGACAAUGGAGUAGCAAUGGAGUAGAGUCUGUACAAUGCCAUCACUCCACAAACACAUCUGAGCCAUCGGCUGACAAUGGAGUAGCAAUGGAGUAGAGUCUGUACAAUCACAUCACUCCUCAAACACCUACAACAGAUGAAUCAAUGCACGCGAAUCCUCCAGAAGCAGCGCUGCUUCCGUCAAUCGUUUGUUCUUGUUGAGUUCGAUGGUUCAUACUGGUGUAUUUUAGAUUUAUAUAUAUACAUUAACCUUAGCCUAGAUUAACGUAAAAUAUUGCCUGAAUAAUAAAGCGAUACAUUAUUUGCAUAAUAAAGUAUGAUUAUUUCAUUGUGUCCAUUGGAAAAUAAAUAAAAAUAAUUACUAAAUAAAUGUAAUCCUGACCAUUAUUUUAAAUCAUGUUAACCAUUUUUAUAUGAUAAAAAUAUCUAAUAUGUCCAUUUUGUGCAUUUUAAGACAUGCAUGUGUGAUAUUGGUACAUCUUUGGCCUAUAUAGACAAAGGAUAAGACAUUCUUAAGAAGACGUUGAAAUAUUACGAAUGUGGUGACUGCAUCCUCCGACUAGGAAUAGAUUACUUAGUCCUGGUUAGUUUAUUAACCUGAAUUUAUUGGUCCAGAGGUGGUUUAACAAGAUGUUCGCCCUGAUCAAGGGGUUGUUAAAGAGAUAAGCUUUCGUUGUGUUGUAUAAAAAGUCUACAGCUUGUAUGAUACACCGCUACUUGAGUACGGUUAUUCGUUAAGGUAGGGGCUCGGGUUGUGUUGUGUAAAAAAGUCUACAGCUUGUAUGAUAUACCGCUACUUGAGUACGGUUAUUCGUUAAGGUAGGGGCUCGGGUUGUGUUGUGUAAAAAGUCUACAGUUUGUAUGAUACACCGCUACUUGAGUACGGUUAUUCGUUAAGGUAGAGGCUAUGAUUGUGUUGUGUAAAAAGUUUACAGCUUGUAUGAUACACCGCUACUUGAGUACGGUUAUUCGUUAAGGUAAAUGCUCUGGUUGACAUCAUUGUCUCUGCCUAUGCAAUACAGAUAACGCUGAUUAAACUUACUACCUAUGCAAACUUAUUAAUGCAUUAAACUACUGUAAAUGAAAUAUUAGCCCCAGCGAAUCCUUGCAAUCUAAUGUAUCUGAGUACAGGUAGAUCUGAUCGACGUUACAUGUAUGCUAUAUUUUUUGUUUUAUUUGUUCGUUUGUACAAUUUAUAUACUAUAACUACAGAAUGUAGAAUGAAUAUAUAUCUAUCUCUCUCUAUAUAUCUAUAGCUAUAUAUCAAUUUGAAUCUCGUAGAAUUAAUCGGGUAUCAUAAAACCAUAUAUGAGCAAAAAUGAUUAUAUACUGAACCCCCGAACGUAAAUAAUUAGCAGUAUAUUCAAGUGUUCCUUAUUAUGUUUUAUUCAGCUUUAAAUAAGUAGCUCCUGGCCUGUCUCUACCUAGAACAUCCUUAUAAAAGUGAACAAAACUAAUGUCGUAAUCUGCUUGUAGUACUAGCCCAAUGCGAGACUACGCACACAUUUAACUAAGUCGCCAACAGUUUGUAAAACGAAAACAUCAUCAAUAUUCCUACUGUAGAGAUUUGUAUAAAUAAUGAAUUGAACAAAAAUAUCAAAUGUGUGAAAAGCGAAAAGUUGUACUGACCGGAUAUAAUAUAAAUAUCUGUGGUGUUUUGUAACUUGUAUGUGACCAACUUUCACUAACCAGAUUAAGGUCAGUUAUGUAACGCACUCUAUAACGUACAGAUAUUAUAAGUCCAAGGGAGACGUAGACCUUGUGUAGCCCCUUCAGAUCGGGCAAAUAGGAGACAGGCUGUGUUGUCC
This is a messenger RNA of Mizuhopecten yessoensis (Yesso scallop), 4638 nucleotides long. RefSeq names its product major surface-labeled trophozoite antigen 417-like. The transcript has 14 exons. The record is from RefSeq and is a predicted model, not a curated record. Bases 112 to 2064 code for a protein of 650 amino acids. NCBI's taxonomy places the organism in Eukaryota, Metazoa, Mollusca, Bivalvia, Pectinida, Pectinidae.